GCCGACGCAUGCGCAGUCCAGGGGAGGUGAGCAUCAGCAGUUAGCUUGUCGGCUCGGUCCACUCCGGCGUCUUCUCUCUCCCGACACUUGUCAACAACUUCCACCUUUUCUUUUCCCCUCACAACGAGCGGAAUUCAUUCGACGGAGGCUUGAGAGGGAAUAUGCCCAAGAAUAAAGGUAAGGGAGGAAAGAAUCGGCGGCGUGGAAAGAACGAAAAUGAGUCUGAGAAGAGAGAGCUGGUGUUCAAAGAGGACGGACAGGAAUACGCUCAGGUGAUCAAAAUGUUGGGGAACGGUCGUCUGGAGGCCAUGUGCUUUGACGGCACCAAGCGGCUCUGCCACAUCCGAGGAAAACUCCGGAAAAAGGUUUGGAUCAACACGUCCGACAUCAUCCUGGUGGGGCUGAGGGAUUACCAGGACAACAAGGCCGACGUCAUCCUCAAGUACAACGCAGACGAGGCUCGCAGUCUCAAAGCGUACGGCGAGCUGCCAGAGCACGCCAAGAUCAACGAGACAGACACUUUCGGUCCCGGAGACGACGAGGACAUCCAGUUUGACGACAUUGGCGACGACGACGAGGACAUUGAUGACAUCUAAAGACUGGCCACCGGGGGGCGAUGGUGGCAUUUUACUAGAGCUGGGAUUUCCUGACCCACACAGCGCCGCUCACUAUUUUUUAUCAGGACCAUCCUAUGGGUGUGUUCAUUUUCACGACCCAUUUCCAUCAGUAGACAUCUUUUGUUUUUUGGGAGGACUUUGAGUUUGUUAGCAUAAACCAAGGUGAGGUCAGAGCUGACGGCCUCACAGCUGGGAUGAGGACUCGGACGAUGUUCAUCACCAGCAUCUUGGAGGCGGUGUUUAUAAAAAUUUAAAAAAAAUCUAUCAUUUUUGUUCCAACAGAAAGGACAUUAAUGUUCACCAAUUAUUAUCUUCUGUGUUUGUUGGGAGGAGGCCAGCAUGUGACGGCAACACAUCGCAUCCAAUACAUCUUUUAAAAAAAUGUAUUUAUAUUGAUUUCACAACAUGUGGAAUUUGAGAAGAACUGCAGAAUCUCUGGAUUCGCCAAUAAAGAUAUAAACCAUU
Molecule: messenger RNA, 1082 nt
Organism: Nerophis ophidion (straightnose pipefish)
Lineage: Eukaryota; Metazoa; Chordata; Actinopteri; Syngnathiformes; Syngnathidae
Gene: eif1axb
Product: eukaryotic translation initiation factor 1A X-linked b
Exons: 7
Coding region: 162-596 (144 amino acids)
Biological process (GO): translational initiation
Cellular component (GO): cytoplasm
Molecular function (GO): RNA binding; translation initiation factor activity
Source: RefSeq, a predicted model, not a curated record